UCAGCCCUCCCAUGCUUGAAACUACUGAAAUUGUUUGCGUAUCUGAAAGAUGUUUAGCUCAUUUUCUUAUCAUAAAUGCCUGUUAGAAGACAGAUAGAAGACUUCUCAUUGGGUUUGUGCAAGCCUUAAAGACACUGGUCAAACAGGAUUCCCAGUCAUUCAUAGUGGCGAAGGAACUCAGAUUCAAGCACUUUACACUGUCUGUGGAUCCAGAAUCAUAAACAUCUGCUCUGAACAUUAGUGAUGACUUCAGAGGAGAAGUUGUGGGACAGUCUGAAGGCUGAAACAGAGAAAGAAACCUUUGAACUGGAAUCAUCACUGAGCUCUGAGAUUGAUGAACUAUACGAAAACGUAAGAACAAACUCAGAUUCACCAAGCCUCAAAGCAGAGGCAGAGGAAUUGCGCAUCAUGUUACUGGGGGCAAGGGGGUCUGGAAAAAGCUCAACUGGAAACACCAUCCUCAGGUGGAACGCCUUCAACACGGACAUGCAACUGAGCAGAGUCACACAGUUCUGUGAAAGAGCAUCCGGAAACAUCAACGGCCGGCCCGUGGCCAUAAUCGACACGCCGGGACUGAAUAAGAUCAAUCGAAUAGAGAAGGAGGUGGUCAGGGAGAUCAUGAAAUCUGUCACGCUCUAUAAACCAGGACCACAUGUGUUUCUGCUGGUUCUGCCGGUGGGAAAUUUAACCAAUGAGGACAAGAACAUGCAUAAGCUGAUUCAGGACAUGUUCGGAAAGAAUGUUUGGAAUUACACAGUUGUUCUGUUUACACAUGGAGAUCGACUAGAAGGGAAGAUGCCGAAUGACAUUAUUGCCAGCUCAGAUAAAGACCUUAGAGACUUUAUUCGCACUUGCAGUGGUGGAUUUGUGUUCUUCAAUAACAAGAACACAGGAAACUUUAAGCAAGUGACUAAACUUCUGGAGAAGAUUGAUACUUUGGUGGCCAUCAAUGGCAGAGGCUGCUAUACAAAUUCGUUUUACCCGACUUCAGAGAGAAAGAUACGUGAAAAACAAGAGAAGAUUCUGGAGGAGAGACAGGAGGAGAUAGCACGAAAAGAGAGAGAGCUGGAAGAGAAUUAUGAAGAUGAGGAGGAGUUAGAGAAGAAAAAGCGUGAGCUCUGGAGAGAGGAAGAGGAAGAUGCACGGAAACUAGCUGAGAAUCCACAAAAACGCAAAAGUCUGACAGUGAAACUCACCAAAGCCCCCACAUCUGUAACAAAAUCACAGACCAUUCAUUAAUUUAACUGAUCUAACUGUAUGGGAACUAUCUGAAGAUUAAUGGAGAUAAUGUAAUAUUGUCUGUAGAUGAUCAUCUAUAAUCUGCAUUAUUGAGGUUUUACAUUGUUGCUGCAUAUUGUUGUUGUGUUGUUUUAUUUAGGUGCCUCAUUAACUGUGUAUGUAAUAACACUUCAUUGACACUGAAUAACCUCUGCUUCCACAUGUAAAAAAAAGUAAGAAUCUUAAAUUGAAAAUACCAUGAUACUAUUAUGAACAUUUUUAAAUUAUGAAACAAUUCAACUGGCAGUAAUCUCCAGUGCUAUAAAAAACUGGAUUAUUCCUACUGUAUUCCAUGAGCAGUUCUGUUUCUGACAUUCACUCUUACUGAUUUUCAUGAUUUAAUGCUGCCCUCUUCUGGUAAUGACUGUUAGCAAGUGCAAAUUUGGCUUGAAGGGGAAAAAUUACCUAUAGACCACUUUGGAGAAGACGUCACAAUGACGUCACUUGCAGCUGCGCGCGCAUACUGGUUGCAGAAAAAUAGUUGAAGCUAUUGAAGA
Megalobrama amblycephala (Wuchang bream) is the source of this 1775-nucleotide messenger RNA. Its product is annotated as GTPase IMAP family member 7. The record is from RefSeq and is a predicted model, not a curated record. Lineage: Eukaryota; Metazoa; Chordata; Actinopteri; Cypriniformes; Xenocyprididae. Gene Ontology annotation, molecular function: GTP binding. The transcript has 4 exons. The coding region runs from base 244 to 1239 and encodes 331 amino acids.